This is a messenger RNA of Talaromyces amestolkiae, 1191 nucleotides long. RefSeq lists its product as uncharacterized. Gene Ontology annotation, molecular function: prenyltransferase activity. The record is from RefSeq and is a predicted model, not a curated record. The transcript is spliced from 3 exons. Lineage: Eukaryota; Fungi; Ascomycota; Eurotiomycetes; Eurotiales; Trichocomaceae. Gene Ontology annotation, biological process: isoprenoid biosynthetic process. Bases 1 to 1191 code for a protein of 396 amino acids.
AUGACUUCUGAAGUCAAUCCGCCGCAAAUACCACAAUCGCUUCAGUCUCCUACAGCUAUUCCUCCGCGAACAAGCUCCAAUGGCGCUGUAAAUGGCAUUGCUGCGAGCGCCCAGCCAGUUGCCCCGGGCUUAGCCUCUAUCUCCGAGAGCGAAUGGAUGUCGUCUUCGAAACGAAAGUCACUCAGUACAACGAGCAAACAUGGCCGCAAUCGAUCGAGCAUGGAUUGGACAAAGGCCAAAGAAGUCAUGUGGACUCAGGAAAAAGAAAGUAUUAUUAUGGGGCCGUACGACUACAUCUCGAAGCAGCCAGGCAAGGAUAUCCGCAAACAGAUGAUUGCCGCAUUCAAUGUGUGGUUGAAGGUACCUGAACAGAGCUUGGCAAUUAUCACCAGAGUCAUUGCCAUGCUGCAUAAUGCUUCCUUGCUUAUCGACGAUGUUCAGGAUAACUCUGUUUUGCGACGGGGUAUCCCAGUCGCGCACAAUAUCUUUGGUACGGCUCAGACUAUCAAUUCCGCCAACUAUGUGUACUUUCUCGCAUUACAAGAAGUCCGAAAACUCAACAGUCCUGCGGCCAUGGAAAUCUACACCGAGGAGUUAUUGAAUCUACACAAAGGGCAGGGCAUGGACUUGUUUUGGAGAGACACCUUGACCUGUCCCACUGAAGAGGAGUAUCUCGAGAUGGUUGAUAACAAGACUGGGGGCCUCUUUCGACUGGCUGUCAAGCUGAUGCAGGCAGAGAGUGAGACUGGAAAAGAUUGUGUCCCACUCGUCAACGUACUCGGUCUUAUCUUCCAAAUUUGCGACGACUACCUCAACCUGUCAGAUAAAACAUACAACAAGAACAAAGGUCUCUGCGAGGAUCUGACGGAAGGAAAAUUCUCAUUCCCCAUCAUCCACAGCAUCCGCGCCGACCCAUCGAAUGUCCAAUUGAUCAACAUCCUAAAGCAAAAAACCAAGGACGAAGAAGUCAAACUUUACGCGGUCAACUACAUGGAAAGCACCGGCAGUUUUGCGCACACCAAGAAAGUUGUCUCGCAACUACGCGACAAGGCAUCGAAAUUGAUUGAUGAAAUGGACGGUAUCCAUGAUGGGAUCGAAGCAACGGACAGUCCGCGAGAUGGGCGAUAUGUAAGAGAGAUUUUGGAGAAGAUCACUGAAGUGACGCUCAAGGAUAAAGAGCGGGCAGUAUGA